This is a messenger RNA of Plutella xylostella (diamondback moth), 1259 nucleotides long. RefSeq lists its product as uncharacterized. The record is from RefSeq and is a predicted model, not a curated record. Lineage: Eukaryota; Metazoa; Arthropoda; Insecta; Lepidoptera; Plutellidae.
AUAAAGGAUGAGCUAAAAGUGCCAAUGCUAAUCACGGUCGUCGGCGAGGCCACGUAUUCACUGAUGUGUGACCUCUGCUCACCGGUGGAUCCUGAGAAGAAGACGUUCGACGAGCUGGUAAGCUUAGUCUCCGAGCACUUGGAGCCGAAGCGGUCCGAAAUAGCGGAGCGCCACGUCUUCAGACUGCGGCGCCAGCGCCCCGGCGAGCCACUGAUGGACGACCUACAGAGUCUCAAGCACCUUGCUUCCACCUGCAACUUUAAAACUAACCUGGAAGAAAACUUAAGAGACCAAUUUGUGUCGGGACUGGUGAGCGAGGCAAUGAGGUCUCGGAUCUUCGCGGAAACAACAAUCAAAUAUAAAGAGGCGGUGGAACUGGCUCUGGCGCUGGAGGCUGCAGAGAAACACGCGGAGGUGAGCGGCAGCGUGGCGGCUGCGACGACCUCAGGUGGCGGCGGCGGCGGCGGCGAGGCAGGCGAGGGCCUGCACCAGGCGAGCGCGAGGCGCGGCGGCGGCGGCAGCGGGGGCGUCUCCCGGCCGCGCUGGCCAGGCCGCGCGGCCCCCGGGGGCGGCGACGGCGGCGGCGGCGGGCCCAGGGCCCAGGCCGCAAUGCAGUGCUGGCGAUGUGGCAAGCCACAUCGGCCGGAUAGAUGCAAAUUUGUGCAUUAUAAUUGUGAUCAGUGUAAUCAAAGGGGUCACCUAAAAGUGAUGUGUAAACAAGUAAAUAACAGUGAUAAUAGAUGGGCCGGGCGGCACCAUUUCGUGAAUGAGGAGUCGGACGAGGACAUGUUUAACAUCGCGGUCGUAGCGCAAGCUGAGUGACGCGGAGGGCGUAUACGUGCGCGCGCGGCCCGUGCCGCUGGCGCUGCGGGCGCGCGUGGAGGCCGAGCUGCAGCGGCUGCAGGCCGACGGCUCGGUGUACCGCGUCCACCACUCAGACUACGGCACCCCCAUCGUACCGGUCGUCAAGGAGAAUGGCGAGGUACGAAUAUGCGGUGAUUAUAAGAUCACAAUUAACCCUAAAUUAAAGAGGGACUUUUACCCUUUACCUCGCAUUGAGGAAUUAUUUGCUAAUUUGAGCGGGGGGGAAAAAUUUUCAAAGAUAGAUUUGAAACAUGCCUAUGAACAGUGUCUUUUAUCUGAAGACUCUCAGCCGUACACGGCUAUCACGACGCACAUGGGUACAUUUGCCUACCGCCGUACCCCGUACGGGUUAUCGUGCAUUCCAGAAAAAUUCCAAAAGUUAAUGGAAGAGACAC